AUGGCAGGUUCCGGUACGUACAGUCACCCAGAGAGCCAUGAAUUUGGCGCGGCGGGUGCUGGCUCGUACCACUUUCCCCAACAGUCCUUCAAUCCAUACGGAAAUCAAUUUGGCCCGUAUGGGCAGCAGUCGACCCUGUCUCCAGGCAUGCAGCAUCUACCGUAUGCUCCAGAUCAUACCAUUCCUUCAAUGUCCACGCCUGAAGAUAUGAGACUUCACCAUCCACCCCCGCAGUAUAUGGCUCCAUCUCGUUAUCUACACUCGCCGAGGUAUCUGCCACUACGCGACGCUCUUAGUGAAACGGAUAUUGAAAGUCAAGAAUCCCGGAACGAGGGGACCAUGUUAUCAGAGGCCGUGGUACCAGCCCUAGAUGGAUUUCCAGAUGUGAAAGAAUUCGACCAACUUAUGCAAAGCUACGUGGACGACUUGUCGGUGAAGAAGCAGGAUAAGGCAUUGAUUCACGCCAAAAGAGCGCGGAAUAUUCGGACGGUGUUAAUUGACCCAAAAGACACUGCGGUCGAAUCUGCCCAAUUCCGAUUCUGGGUUAAGAAGAUGUUCAAGCUUCAGGCCGUCGGCAUCGGAACGGCAAAUUGCCGGAAGAUGAUCUGUCACGAGGGAAAGCCAGUGGCAAUCCGCGAGAAGCUGUUCAAAAUCCUCACCAAGGCACAUCAGCAAUGCCAGCAUGGAGGCCGCGACAAGACCUCUGCGCAAGUCCGCCGCAUUUAUUCAUGGUGGGUACAGUCCAUGUAUCAUUUGGCACCGUCAUUGGAGAGCCUGGCCGCUAACCACCCUAUUCUUUUCCCUGCCAGGGUUCCGAAGGAAUUGAUCUCUCGUUUCGUCAAGAUCUGCCCAACCUGUCAGGUUCGGCGUGGAGGAUCGCGACUGACGCCGCCGAAUUCCCGCCGAGGCUCUCCUCGGCUCGAGAUGCUGCCUCGAUCACCCAAGCUCCCAUCACCUCCAAUCUCCCGGCGCGAAUCAACAUUUGGAGCACAGAUCGCCCCCGACCGGGCACAGUCAGACUACUUUGGCCAAUUUCAUGGUCACAGCGGAUGGAUUGACAGCCAUCAGAAUUUGCAGGGUCGGCCUACCUUGAAUUCGGGGGUCAGGUCCUUCCCCGGGCCAAUGAGUAAUCUCUCACACUCAAUCGCCGGGACAAUGGACCCUUUCUCGGCCGACCUGUCAGUGCCACCAUCUCAGUUAAGCUACACGACGGGGUAUGUCCCGACUCAUGGAACUCCGACCCAACGGGAUUUCUAG
This is a messenger RNA of Penicillium canariense, 1257 nucleotides long. RefSeq names its product integrase zinc binding domain-containing protein. Lineage: Eukaryota; Fungi; Ascomycota; Eurotiomycetes; Eurotiales; Aspergillaceae. The record is from RefSeq and is a predicted model, not a curated record. Bases 1 to 1257 code for a protein of 418 amino acids. The transcript is spliced from 4 exons.